AUGGCGUCCAAGAAGAACUCCAAGACCAAUAUUCCCGUCCAACCAGUUCCGGAGAAGAGAGGAUACGAGUUCGCUGGCCCGGUCGGCGCAUUUGGAAUCGUGUUCGGUCUCCCCAUCCUUAUCUACAGCUUCACCUUCUUGUGUAACGAUGUCUCUGGCUGUCCGUCCCCGUCGCUCCUACAUCCGUCAACUCUGUCGCUUGAACGGCUGAAGAAGGAAGUGAACUGGCCUGAGGGAGGAAUCAAGGCAUUCAUUAACGCGGGAGUGACGCUGCGGGUGCUGGGCUACUACAUCCUCAGUCUGGUGCUUUACGUGUUUCUCCCCGGCCAAGAGGUGGAGGGGACAGAGCUGGCUUGUGGAGGAAGGCUCCGGUAUAAGUUCAACGGCAUGUCGUUUCCCUCCGCCGUUGUCAUUCUCUCCGGACUCGCGCUCGGUACGUACGUGUAUGGAGCGGAGUUCGCCGUGUGGACGUUUCUCUGGGACAACUACCUACAGGUGAUCACUGCGAAUCUGAUCAUCUGUUCGUCGAUCGCGAUUUUCGUCUACGUGAACAGCUUUACCGUGCCGGCUCCUGGUCAACUCAACCCCGAACUGCGACAACUUGCGCCGGGGGGCCACACUGGCAAUGUGUUGUACGAUUUCUUCAUCGGCCGUGAGCUGAACCCGCGCGUUCGCCUACCGAUUCCCUUUGUCAGCGAAGCUUCGCGCACGAUCGAUAUCAAAACAUGGUGUGAAAUGAGACCUGGUCUACUGGGAUGGAUCAUUCUGAACCUGUCCAACGUUGCUCGUCAGUACAGGACCUACGGCUACGUCACCGACUCGAUCGUGAUCUCCACGGCAUUCCAGGCCUUCUACGUCCUGGAUGGACUGUACAUGGAGCCGGCCCUCCUGACUACCAUGGACAUCAUCAUGGACGGAUUUGGCUAUAUGCUCUCCUUCGGCGACAUGGUCUGGGUCCCGUUCAUCUAUAACUUCCAGACUCGCUAUCUCGCCGUCUUUCCCUUCGAGCUGGGCCCCAGAGGCAUUCUCCUCGUCCUGGGCGUAACCGCGGUGGGAUACGUGAUCUUCCGGGGCGCCAAUAACCAAAAGAACCGGUUCCGCACAGAUCCCACCGACCCGCGCGUGAAGCAUCUCACGUACAUUGAGACCGCUACCGGGUCGAAGCUGAUCACUUCCGGGUGGUGGGGCUGCGCACGUCAUAUCAAUUACCUGGGUGACUGGAUCAUGUCGUGGUCGUAUUCUCUGCCAACCGGGAUGGCAGGAUAUGCUAUCAUCGAGAGCGCCAAUCCCGUCUCGGGCGAUGUGCUGAGGCAGGCGGUGCAGACGCCUGAAUCUCGCGGCUGGGGUAUGAUCUUCACCUACUUCUUCCUAAUCUACUUUGGUGUGCUGCUUAUCCACCGCGAACGGCGCGACGAGGAAAAGUGCCGCAGGAAGUAUGGUGCCGAUUGGGACCGUUAUACCUCUCUCGUUCGCAGUCGGAUUGUCCCUGGCAUUUACUAG
Aspergillus tanneri is the source of this 1500-nucleotide messenger RNA. It is a transcript of the gene erg24B, whose product is annotated as c-14 sterol reductase. Gene Ontology annotation, molecular function: Delta14-sterol reductase activity. Gene Ontology annotation, cellular component: endoplasmic reticulum membrane. NCBI's taxonomy places the organism in Eukaryota, Fungi, Ascomycota, Eurotiomycetes, Eurotiales, Aspergillaceae. The transcript is spliced from 3 exons. The record is from RefSeq and is a predicted model, not a curated record. Gene Ontology annotation, biological process: ergosterol biosynthetic process. Bases 1 to 1500 code for a protein of 499 amino acids.